This is a messenger RNA of Calidris pugnax (ruff), 1307 nucleotides long. RefSeq names its product speedy/RINGO cell cycle regulator family member A (gene SPDYA). The transcript has 7 exons. The coding region runs from base 371 to 1300 and encodes 309 amino acids. Gene Ontology annotation, molecular function: protein kinase binding. Lineage: Eukaryota; Metazoa; Chordata; Aves; Charadriiformes; Scolopacidae. Gene Ontology annotation, biological process: positive regulation of cyclin-dependent protein serine/threonine kinase activity. The record is from RefSeq and is a predicted model, not a curated record.
UAAAUGCUGCAGCGUCUCCAUUUAAAUUGCUGGUGGUGAAAGAGUGCCCCCUGAUGUCCAACGACUACUUGGGAAUCAGAAAGCUACAUUCUUCCAGAUAUUCUUGGAUGAAUGGUUUGACAACCUUCUGAAAACUCUAAGUAAUAAUAAGCGAAGUUAAGAACCAGUUAAGUGCACUAUAUCAUGCAGAGGAUUUUGUCAGGUAAAGUUCUGUUUCCUUAUUGUCACUGUGUUCAGGCAUCAACCUCUUUCCACCCUGAUGGUUGUCCAUGCUGUUUCCAAGUCGAAUCCUUGAGUUGUCCCCAUCUCAACAAUCCUACCUCAGGCUGCGGAGCCCUGCAAGGAAAGAAAGGAACCUUUACUUACCGAAAUGAGACACAAUCUGUUGUGUCAGACACCUCCCACUGUCACCAUUCGUGUAAAAUCGAGUGCAUCCAGAUCACAUCAGCAAAAAAACCUUAUUAGACUAAAGCGGCCUACUUUUAAAGACCAUGAAGAAAAUUGGGAAAAAAAGGUUCCUAGUCACAAAUAUAAAAGUCCAAAGGGACCAUGUCUGGUUAUUCAGCGUCAGGAAAUGACAGCUUUCUUUAAGUUAUUUGAUGAUGAUCUUAUCCAAGACUUCCUUUGGAUGGAUUGUUGCUGUAAAAUUGCAGACAAGUAUCUCUUGGCAAUGACUUUCGUUUAUUUCAAGAGGGCUAACUUCACAAUAAAUGAGCAUACCAGAAUCAAUUUCUUUGUCGCUCUGUAUCUGGCAAAUACAGUUGAAGAAGACGAUGAAGAAUCAAAGUAUGACAUUUUCCCAUGGGCUUUGGGAAAAGGCUGGAGAAAGCUCUUCCCUGAUUUCUUAAAGUUAAAAGAUCAACUAUGGAGUAGAAUUGACUACAGGGCUAUUGUAAGCAGACGCUGCUGUGAAGAGGUGAUGGCUAUUGCCCCAACACAUUACGUAUGGCAGCGAGAACGUUCUGUGCACCACAGCGGAGCUGUGAGAACCUACAAUACUGAAGUACAGCUGCCCCGAGGGCCUAGUGCUACUCCUACAGACUGCUUGCUUUGUGGUAAAAAUGGAAGAUUUGUACGACUGGGAUUAUCAUCAUCUUCUUCCUCAUCUAGUGGCGCUUUGGAGAUGAUGGAAUUACAGUCAUCCCACAAUUUGAAGGACACCUUUCCAACUGAAAAAAUGCUUGUUGACGCUCCUUUGAAUUAUGCCCAAGGCUGCCGGAGCCUGUCCAGCAAAAGGAGACGAGGCAGCACCUUGAACCAAGACAAAUCCAUGGAGUGGUUUGCGAGGAAUGAAGAAUGAAAUACGC